Sycon ciliatum is the source of this 1676-nucleotide messenger RNA. Its product is annotated as nematocyst expressed protein 3-like. NCBI's taxonomy places the organism in Eukaryota, Metazoa, Porifera, Calcarea, Leucosolenida, Sycettidae. The transcript is spliced from 2 exons. Bases 299 to 1087 code for a protein of 262 amino acids. The record is from RefSeq and is a predicted model, not a curated record.
UCCGUGCAUGGCACGGUAAGUGAAGUUAGCAACCCACCAACAAUUACAUUCCUAACAUAAUUUGCACGUACUUGCCAUAGCGCAUCACGUGCCCGUGCAGAACACGCACUCCGAACUCCCGCGCCCCGGCACGGGACCACGCGGAGCAUGCGCAUUACUCCGGCUCUCGAUGCUGUUUCUUCUUCAUCCUUGCUGCGCCAACAGUCAGAUCGCUUGACAACCUUGGCCAGUUUUUGAGCAGUUUUUGUUUGAGCUUGAGCAUUUUUGAGCAUUGAGCACUCUCCAUUUCCGAGCAACCAUGUCUGAAUCUCUGUCAAUGAACGACGCCAAGAAAAUGCGCUCUGUAGAGCUGCGACAAGAACUGGCGGCCCGCAAUUUAGACACGACGGGGACCAAACCCAGGCUGCUGACUCGCCUGCUCGAGUCAUUGGAGUUCACUGCAGCGCGCGAGGACUUGGCCACUCAGGCAGCCGAGCAGAACCUACCCCAGGCAACUGCUGCACCGUCCCUGAGGGACAUUAUCCGGGAGGAAGUCCGUGCUGCCCUUGGAAAUCAGGCCGCAGCUCCAGCCCCGCCGGCAGCUCGCACAGCGGCACCCCCACCGCCAGCUCACGCAGCGGCACUCCCACGGCAAGCACCAGCACCUCCGCAGGACGCUCUGCCUGCUCCGCAUUUGGCGGCUGCCGUCUCACCGCCAAUGAACCCCGCAGGUACGGCGCUUCCGGACCCUCAACCCAACUGCCGACGCAGCGCCUACACCACCAGCGCAGUCCACCCUCCAUCAGUUGAUGACGCAGCCAUGGAGCUCAUCCGUCACGGCCUGGCAGACAGCCCCAGCGCGACGUACGCUUCAGUGCAGCGUUCCUACGAACGCUUUGCUGCCCUACGGCAGGUCGCGCCGUACCCGGUGACGGAGCCCAGCCUGAUUAACUUUCUGAAUUGGAAAUUCUCGUCCGGCUCGUCUGGCUCGUCUCAGAAACUCUACACCCAGGUGCUGAAGACCGCCGGCAGGUGGCAAAGCUCGGCCUACCUCCGCUUUGUCCGCACCCCUGUCGCAGACAGAGCAUUGCCAGCGGCAUCGUUCUAGUCUCUGCCCGUUAUGCUAAUGGGUAGCCGCAUUGGACGGCCCUAGCAACAGCGGUAGUGUACAUAUGAUAUACCUAUUAUACUAUAACUAUAGUAACGCUACUAUAACUAUAGUAAUGCCGAUAAUUCCUGUUUGGGUCAUGUUGUAUUUUUGGGAGAACGGUAGGGAUCGUGGGUCAGGCCGGCAUUGAGCCAAGUGCGCCUACAUGUGCUCACAAGUGCAUCCCUACCGUAUGCGUGUAUUGACACGCCGGGCAAUUGUUGCCCCCAUUAGCCCUGGCAUUGGCCAGUCUAACGCACAUUGGUGCUUGCGAUACUACGGCAUUGGUCCAUAGUAUUGCAUACUGCAUGCGGCAAUUGUUGCCUGCGAUACUACGGCAUUGGUCCAUAGUAUUGCAUACUGCAUGCGGCAAUUGUUGCCUGCGAUACUACGGCAUUGGUCCAUAGUAUUGCAUACUGCAUGCGGCAAUUGUUGCCUAUGCCCUGAUAAUACAACGCGUAAUAGCUCCCAAACAGGUCGGCUUGUGUGGUUGUUAAUAGUACAUUAAAGGGGAAGUUAAGGCAAAAAUCAAAUUUUCACCAGUUGUAGU